AUGAAUCAAGCAAACCGACCCGAGGUACAAAAGGCUCUACUGCCUCCUCACUCCCAAACUCCAACUCCCUCAAACAGUAGCUCUUUCGAGGCACUCGUAAUGGACCACACCGUCCCCUUUGACUUUUAUUCCUUCAUGCGUACGGGUCGCUUGACGGUGGCCAUGGAAUCACAUGCAGAUAUUUGGGAUGUUUUCCCCGGUGCAAGUGUCACCCGCUAUUUUGACGGCACAGCAGAACUCCAUGCUAUUUCGCAGCCAGCUGCUCUGAUGCACCUAGACUCAUUUGAAAUCACAUUCCAGUCUAGCGAUCCAACUUGUUCCGUCAAUGAAGUGUCUACCUCGAGUUCAUCCCGAAUCAAUCAAUACAUCUUGUUUGAGGCUCCAGAGCGGAAUCCAAACGCUUGCAUUGCUGUUUGUCGCUUCCGCAUUGUCAUACCCGACACUCUUUUCCCGUGGACAGGUGGACGAGCACAAUUCCGUAUUCGUGUUUGCGCGUUGUUCAACGUUUACAACCCGGAGCGUGGAGCCCGAACGCUGCAACGCGGACCUGAAUAUGUGCAUCAUUUCUCGCUGCAGCUUCGCACUUCCAGGAGGGGGUUGCCUUUCGGCCCUUGA
Rhizoctonia solani is the source of this 615-nucleotide messenger RNA. RefSeq lists its product as uncharacterized. The transcript has 7 exons. The record is from RefSeq and is a predicted model, not a curated record. NCBI's taxonomy places the organism in Eukaryota, Fungi, Basidiomycota, Agaricomycetes, Cantharellales, Ceratobasidiaceae. Bases 1 to 615 code for a protein of 204 amino acids.